Lates calcarifer (barramundi perch) is the source of this 1881-nucleotide messenger RNA. It is a transcript of the gene fkbp7, whose product is annotated as FKBP prolyl isomerase 7. Lineage: Eukaryota; Metazoa; Chordata; Actinopteri; Centropomidae. The record is from RefSeq and is a predicted model, not a curated record. Gene Ontology annotation, molecular function: calcium ion binding; peptidyl-prolyl cis-trans isomerase activity.
UAAAAGUCGAGGCGGGAUUUGAACGCACCGGGAAGUAGAAAACCCUGACAGACUGAACUCAGGACAGCAAAGUCCCAACAAUCAGCAGCAGCUCUCUACGUCGCUUAGUGUGUUUAAACGUCACAUUCAGAAGUUGCCACGAAUACACAGCGGCAUGAUGUGGAAGUUAGUAAGCUGCGCACUGUGCUUCUUUGUCUCUGCACAGCUCAGUUUAUUUUCCUCUUGGGCCACAGCAGAUGAGCUGAACAGCGAGAUCAAGAUCGAGGUUUUGUUUAAGCCCGAAGAGUGCACUCAAAAGAGUAAAAGAGGAGAUCUGAUGAACGUUCAUUACGAUGGGUUCCUGGCCAAAGAUGGUUCCCAGUUCUACUGCAGUCGAUCGGACAAGGCUGGGCACCCUCAGUGGCUCGUGCUGGGCAUCGGACAAGUCAUCAAGGGCUUGGAUAUUGGGAUGAUGGAUAUGUGUCCUGGAGAGAAACGAAAAAUAACUGUUCCUUCUGGCCUGGCAUUUGGAGAAAAUGGCAAAGGUCCAGUGCCGCCCAAUGCUACAGUGAUCUUUGAGGUGGAGGUGUAUGCAGUGUCCAGGGGACCACGCAGUAUGGAAGCUUUCAUAGAGAUGGACCUUGACAAAGACAAAAGUCUCACAAAGGCUGAGGUAAGAGAAUAUUUACAACAGGACUAUGAAAAAAGAGGGAAGAAACAUGAUGAGCCAUUCUAUCAGAAGAUCAUGGAUGAUAUAUUUCGCAAGAGUGACCACGACAGAGACGGACUGAUCAGCGCAAAGGAGUAUAAUAUUUAUCAACAUGAUGAGCUCUAGUGUCAGACAUGGUCGAUCCUGGUCAUUUUUUAGUUUAGAGAAAAAACAUGACAAGGUAAAGGAAAAAUCCACCCUAAACUGUUCUCACUCUGUUACAACAGAUUUAUGAUUUUCAGUAAAUUCUGAGUCUUUUUUUUUUUUUUUUUCAACAUGCCUCAUCCCUUCUACUAAAGUAAUUUCCUGCUUCCUACCCAUACAUGCACUCUGGUCUGUAGAAGUAGCAAAGUCUAUCUAUCGCUUUCUCCUCUAGAAUUGAUUUCAUCAUAUCAUUUUUCAUCAGUUAAAUAGAAUGAAUAUCGUUUUUUUUUUUAACCCCUCUGUUGUGAAAAGACUGUAGCUGUGAAUAUCACAAUGGGACAUCACGUCGUCCAUGUUCAACUGGUUAUCCUUGACAAUGAUAUGAAAUCUCUCACAGGUUUUGCCCUUAACCUACUGCGACUUGGAUUGUAUUUCAGCAUCAGCCAAAUGAUUAAAUGUCACCUAAAUGGGCUCUAGAUUGCUGCAGAAUUGCCCCUAGAUGCUAUGUUAAAAAGUCUUGAAGAGUUCCAGGGUGGAUUUUUCCAGACAGACUGUGUUGAGGUUGAGGUGUUGAGUCCCCAACACAACUUAAACUAUGCAAGGAAGAACAUCUGCAGCACCUGUGAAAACUUGACACCACUAAAUUUUUUUUUGCGGCACCAUGAACAAACCACACAAUGUUGUGAAAUCAGUGGCUAUGAAACUGUAACAUGAUUGUCAUGUGAGAACUGAAACGAUGGUUUAAGCCGACACAAGAACAAACUUUCCCACCUCCCUGUGAAAUCCAGUCCAUACAAGGAGGCGACUGCAAUAUUUUUUGAAGACCAACAUUUUCUAAGCACUUCUCAGAAAGAAUGUCCACCAUAAACAAAUGUAAACAAAAUGAGAUGUGGCUGAUGAUUAAAUGCUCAUACAUACAUGUUGUGGUUUGUCAGAAAUGUUUUGUGCACCUUUUUUUUUGGUCAAAAUCAUGAUUAUUGUUGUGUUGAGGUAAACCAUUGUUAAAUUUAGUAACACAAUAAAUAAACCAUGUUAUAUGUGGAAAACUA